AUGGUAGUGUUGGUAGACCAGUGGGAUCCAAUAGCAGCAGCUGUGACACUCCCUAUGACACAAAUGCCAACAGUUAGCUCCAAAACUAUACAACUCAAGGCUAAAGUGAGUGGGCAUCCUCUACUAAUCGUGGUGGACUUCAGGAGUACACAUAAUUUCAUUAAGGAAGGGCUUGUUCAGCUGCUGGGAAUUCGUAUACAGAAAUGGCCAGGGCUGCAAGUGACAGUGGCAAAUGAGGAGAAAGUUCCUAGAAUGGGUAUCUACGAAGGAGACGGAUUCUUGGGGGCUAUCUCCCAACCAAAGGUUGAUUUAUUUAGUGAAAUCAAAGAGGAGCUAGCUGAGUUCAGAACAGAUGCAUUUAGAGGUGAUGUUCCUACUGUUGUGACUCCUCUGCCUCUACUCAAAGAUGGUCGCUUUGUUCCAUUUCCUACUACUGUCAUCAAGUCCCGAUUAAACAGAGGGCUCCGUGAACUAUUGGUGCAAUGGGAGGGGAGCUCGCAUGAAGAUGCUAUACCAUGGCAACCCUUCUGGGCUGCUUGCAUUCAUUCUCUGGUUUUGCUUUCGCUAUCUUUGCACUCACAAGCAACUUUUGUGUUCAUUCAAGUCAUGGCUUAUGGGACAAAAAACCUUUGA
Messenger RNA from Dovyalis caffra, 633 nucleotides. The record is from the annotation of a GenBank genome assembly. Lineage: Eukaryota; Viridiplantae; Streptophyta; Magnoliopsida; Malpighiales; Salicaceae.